AAAGAAGAAGAGCCAUCUCCUUGUCAAGAACAAGCAAUUUCAGCUAUGAGGCUUUUCUCUGAGACGUUUACAAUCUUUUUCUUCUUAACUUGCUCCAUCUGAGAAAAGUACUAGAGAUGGCAAAAGAUAAAGUUGCAAGCUUAGGUACUGAAGUUUCUCAGUCAAAGGAAAAAAUGGCCAAGAAAAUGCAAGAGUUGAACAAAGAGCUGAUUCCUGACAAGAUAUUUGUUCCUAUUCCUGGAUCAUCCUCUAAUUUUAUAUUAGGUCCAUGUUUUAAGACAAUGUUUCCUCCGGAGCUCUCGUCUCUUUACCCCUUAGCUGUAGGAGAGAAGCUACUUCUACACUCCGUGCAACUUGAUUGGUUCGGAGGUAAGUAUCUGGAUUCAUGGCCUUCUAAUAGUAGAUCAUGGAAUGAUUGGGUAGAUAGAGUUGAGAAGGUCAAAGGGGAAGUUUGGAAAUCAGCUGAUAUCUAUGAUGCCAUUCAGUUGUCAAAAAAUGAUAUCUCGAUGGACAAAAAUCUUCUGUAUGCUGCUUUAUGCUAUUGGUCAAUCUCCACAAACUCGUUCCACUUCAGAUUUGGUAUGAUGGGGCCAACAGUACUAGAUAUUGUUGCUUUGACAGGACUUAGGCCACAUGGGGAGGAAGUCAGUGCCAUUCUUGGGAUGGCUGGAUCGACUUGUCAUUUUCCCAAGUAUGGAACAAUUUAUGAUAAUUCCUUGCGUUACAGCAAGUAUCUUGAUGUGUCAAAGUCAGAAACAGCUGUGACAAAGGAAGAACAUUUAUCUUUUCUGUUUACGUGGCUCAGUAAACAUCUGUUCUGUGACUCUUCUGUAAACAUGAUUAAGCAAUGCACAAAACUGGCAUUCGCUCUUGCUGCAGGUAGAAAGCUUGCUUUGGCACCUUUUCUCUUGUCUAAUUUAUAUCAUGGAUGCACUGAAAUCAUUAUGGGCAAGUUUCUAUAUGGAAGAGGUCCAUUCUGGAUCUUGCAAUUCUGGCUACAGUCUUACUUCCCAGAAUUCCAACCUGCUACUUUGGAUACCUGUAAUAUCCCCACCUAUGCUAGUUUCGAGGAAUACUUUCGCUUUUUUCAUAAAUGUGCAUCUAGAACUAUCAGCCAAUUCACCCCGUUUUCUUCUAGGAAGUUUGGACCUGUCUGGUUUAAGAAAUCACUUGAUCCUGACUUCCAAAAACUUAAUAUGCCAGAGCUACAAGAUAUUUGGGCCAGUUAUCUCAUUGCUCGAGACCUCCCUUACAGUAUCCUUCUGGAUGAAUCUUUGAAGUGCAAAUAUGAGGUAGAACAUUACUCUCCAAAUCAGUUUGCCCGACAGUUUGGUAUGACUCAGGCUGUCCCCUUCCACCAAUCGGCCAAUAAACUUCCGAUUAGAAGAAAAGAUUUCCAAUCUGCAGAUUACACUGAAGAAACUGAAUCAAGGUUUUGCCAAUUGAAAAGGAAGUUUUCAUUUGUUCCAUUCGAUACUAAUCCUAGCUCUACUGAGUUCUUUGAUUCCUGGUGGUCCACNGAAAAAUUGGCCAGAAUAUGA
Molecule: messenger RNA, 1541 nt
Organism: Solanum stenotomum
Lineage: Eukaryota; Viridiplantae; Streptophyta; Magnoliopsida; Solanales; Solanaceae
Exons: 2
Coding region: 117-1541 (474 amino acids)
Biological process (GO): meristem development; meristem maintenance
Source: RefSeq, a predicted model, not a curated record